Messenger RNA from Heterobilharzia americana, 2339 nucleotides. The record is from the annotation of a GenBank genome assembly. Lineage: Eukaryota; Metazoa; Platyhelminthes; Trematoda; Strigeidida; Schistosomatidae.
AUGAUUAUGAACCAUAAAUUGUGUCGGAAAAGUAAUUCACUAAGUAAUACUGUUCUACUAUGUGAUACAUCUAAUAAAUCAACUAAAACGCGAUUCAAGGCUGAGCUUCGAUCAUUCGACCUUGUUUGGCGCUACUUUCGGUCUUUUUGCCUAAUGACUCCAUCAAUCGACUCCAACGUUGCUCACAGUCUUUCCACUUUUGAUCAACCAGUAGACCGAGCCAACAGUUCAGGUGUUUCUAGUUUAUGGCAAGAGGUAGUCGCUCGUCUUGAAGCCUCAGUUGAGAAAGAUAUUUGUUCAAAUGAUCCGUUUUUAGUGCUAAAAUCGAUUCGGAUUCUUCGUCAAUUCGUUGUAGCCAGUGUAAUGAAUAAGCUGGUUGUUGGGAAUAGCUGUGUUCUUCGUCCACGCCUGCUUGAUUCACUUAGUCGUUUAAAACAAUGGUCUAUGACAAACAUCAAUGUAUGCAUUGAUUUAUUCAGUUUAGUCAACAGUUUGGUUCGAGAUUGUUCUUCGUUAUCAGAAGAUAUUCUUCAUCAUUCGGAACUGUUGAAUGAUUUUAUAAACCUAAUCCUAGAUGAGAAGACAGAUCUUAUGGUGCGUGAAGCAGAUUUACUAUUUCUACGUAGUCUUUUCAGAGCUGAAGAUUUGGGCUCAAUACUAAUACAAUCGUCUCGAGAAGAAGUUGCCAUUCAACUAUUUACAGUGGAAACGUUGGAAGUAUUGAUCAAUUCACUCUUAGUUAAUCCACCUGAAAUAGUCUCUGAUGUCAACAGCAGCAAUUCAGCUGUAAGAUCUAAACAAUCCAAAAAAAUGCCGUUGCUGGUAUUGACACAAAAUGCUAGAUGUUCGUUAUUUGAAAUUCUCUCUGUAUUGUCUACAAGUGCUGAAUUAGCUGAACGCUUACAUUUCUGUGGAGCCUUAAAAUUAUGUCAUCAAACCAUUAUGUUGAUUUCAUGUAGACAUCGUCUUUGGUCAAGUGAUCAACCAAGAUCCUGUUCUAUGGAUCGAGGAAAAACGUUGUGUAAUCGUGUUGGUUGUAAUCGUACAAUUAGUCCGAGUAAUCACCUGGCUGCUAGAUUUUCAUUGAAGUUGAUGUUGCAUUUAUUUUUCCACCUACCGAAUAUACUGGAUUCCUUUAAAAAGAUUUAUAAUGAAGAAGAACCAAUAAAGCUGGUUGCCUGUUACAGCCAUUUAACCGGGACUAUGCCACCGGUCUUACCUAAUGUUUGUUAUUCAGCACCACGUAAUCAGCGUACCAAACGGAUUCUUGGUAGUAGCAACAGUAGUAGUAGUAAUGUUGGAUUAACGAUUUCUAGUAAUACUGGUACUACCACCAUUAGCACUGCUUCUAUUGCAUCCCCGAAUGGAGUUUGUCCUGGGGAUUCAUCUCAACAAUUCCAUCAAGGUUCUAUUGAUCCAAUUUCAUCUCCUGAUAGACAAUCAGGAUUUACAUGUCCUGUCAAUAGCCGUAUUACUGUUUCUACAUGCUCUUGUGCACCACUGGAUCAUGGCACAUUUGCAUUAACUGGCCUACUUCGAGGUUUGAUUUACUGGCGCUUAGCUAAUCAGUAUUCUGAUAACCAAUCAGUUGAAGCUGUGGAUCAGUUUGGAACACAUGUAAUUACUUCUACGGGAUUAGGAAUCACUGGGGAUGAUAUUGCUUUACUAAUCAUUCAACCACUCACAGAAAGUUGUCUUCAUUUAGAAGCAACACGUAUAAUGACAUGGGCGUGUCAUGUUUUAGUGCUUGUAUUGGAUAAAAGUCCAGAAUUGCAUAUGUGGACUGUGUACACAAAUUCAUUUGUACGUGAGGUUGACCAUCGUGUUACAUCCUUAUUGAAAGCUGUUCAAGAAGCAUCAGACACUCAAAGUUAUACACAAUUUCUGGAACACUUAAUUCCAUUGGUUAAAUUGUUCUCCUGUCUGGCAUCUGGACAUGAAUCAACUCGAAUACUUAUUGGUGAAUUGACAAUGUGUAAGAAACUUGUCGAUUUUGCAAUGCGUCUGAAGUCAUUAGGUGCUGAAAAUGAGAAUCUUGUCAUGCAAUUCCAGCAUUCUGUCGUAGUUCUAUUGCAUGUUCUGUCUCGAUCAUUCAGUUUGCAUCAUACAUUCUUCCGAAAUCAAACAAUUGGACAGUAUUUGUUGAAAUUAAUUGACGACAAUUUACCAAAGAUUACUGAAGGAUCUUAUUUGAGUGCGAAAUUGGUGGAAGCCGCUUCAUCGGGUUUGGUAAAUCAUGUCCUCCCACUGUGUCCUUUAAAAGAACUUUUACUUACUGACUUUAUCAAUGUAUUCAUACGUUUACUGACAACUGGAAGUAUACUGAAUCAACACCGUGA